Naegleria gruberi is the source of this 768-nucleotide messenger RNA. RefSeq lists its product as uncharacterized. Gene Ontology annotation, molecular function: glucan endo-1,3-alpha-glucosidase activity. Bases 1 to 768 code for a protein of 255 amino acids. The record is from RefSeq and is a predicted model, not a curated record. The transcript has a single exon. NCBI's taxonomy places the organism in Eukaryota, Heterolobosea, Eutetramitea, Acrasida, Naegleriidae.
AUGCCACAAACUUAUAAACCAAAAGAUUGCAUACUCUAUGAUUCGUAUAACAGUUUAGCUUAUAGAAAUGCAUGGAUGUCUACUUUACAAACAAAUGCAGAUAUUGUUCAUGUGGCAACUUGGAAUGAUUUUAGUGAAAGUGGUCAAUUACAACCAAUUACUGAUUUACAAAAUACAACAGGAAACGGAUUUUAUGAUUUAACAGCUUAUUACGCACAUUGGUGGAGAACUGGAUUACAACCAACUAUUAUUAGAGAUGUUGUUUAUUAUUUUUAUAGAAAGGAAGCCACCAAUGCCUAUGCACCUAAUAUGGGAUGUAAUUUUACAAUGGGAAUUUCACAAAGUGUUUCAAAUCAAAUUGAAGUAUUGACCUUUACAACAGAUCAAUCAAUUUUAACAAUUAUUAUUGAGAAUUCAAAUUAUACAUUUAUGAUUAAUUCAAGUGGUAUUAAUUCUUUCUUUAUUCCAUUACAAGCUGGAAAACCAAAUAUUCAAUUAUGGAGAAAUGGAAUUAAUAUCAUUACUGUAGAAGGAAAUCAUGAAAUUUAUGCAACCAAUGUUGGAUUACCGAAUGGAGUAUUGGAUUUGACUUAUUGGAGCGGAAGUACUGCUUCUUUUAUUACACCUUCGAAAAGUGUUAAUACUUAUACUUCCUCUAAUAGAAAUGUGGGUAGCUCAAUAGUUGCAAUUUCUAAAUGUUCAACCCAUGUGAAUAUGUUUAUUCCAUAUCUACUCUUUGUAUUCAUCGCAAUAUUAUUAAUAUUUUAA